AUGAGAAUUCUUCUUGAUGUUCAUCCAUUAAUAAGAUGUGGUCCAGAACCAAUAAUUACAACAUCAUUAUUACAAUUAAAACGAAUGUAUGAACGUAAUCCUAAACAACUUUAUGCUGCUGGAAUUUAUCCAAAUGUAUAUAAUCGUGCGAUAGCUGCAUAUUUUAGUGAAAUUAUAAUUAAUAUGGGUCAAUCAGCUAAAUAUUUAUGUCAUAAACAACCAUUUACAUUUUAUUAUUUAAAUUAUUUAAAUGAAAUAUUUAUCAAUGCAAAAUUUAUUCAUAUGGUACGUGAUGGUCGAGCUGUAAUUGCUUCUUCAAUUAAGCGUGCAGUUAAUCCAAUCUAUGUUUCGGAUAAACCAUAUUUGGCAUUUGAAUAUUGGGAAGUUAUAACGAGAAAAAUGUUAGAAGAUUGUAUACAAAUUGGUCCAUCACGUUGUUUAACUAUACGUUAUGAAGAUUUAAUAUUGAACACAUUGGAAGAAACUAAGAAAGUUUUCAGAUUUCUGAAUUUACCUUGGGAUCCGAUAAUUUUAAAACACGAAACUGUUAUUCACAAGAUUUCUAGCCUAAGUCCAUACGAAGCAAGUUCAAAACAAGUAAUCAAUAAAAUUAACCGAAAUUCUUUAUUAUCAUGGUCAUAUAAUAAAUCAAUUCUCCCAAGACAAUUAAUUGAAAAGGUACAUUUACAAAGUAAAUUAUUACAUCGAUUAGGUUAUUCACAACUUGGUUUUCCACCAAAUUAUUCUUUAUUAAAACCAUUUGAACAAAAUAUAUUAAAAUAA
Messenger RNA from Schistosoma haematobium, 783 nucleotides. Its product is annotated as Protein-tyrosine sulfotransferase 1. The record is from RefSeq and is a predicted model, not a curated record. Gene Ontology annotation, molecular function: protein-tyrosine sulfotransferase activity. The transcript is spliced from 4 exons. Gene Ontology annotation, cellular component: Golgi apparatus. Bases 1 to 783 code for a protein of 260 amino acids. NCBI's taxonomy places the organism in Eukaryota, Metazoa, Platyhelminthes, Trematoda, Strigeidida, Schistosomatidae. Gene Ontology annotation, biological process: peptidyl-tyrosine sulfation.